ACAGCUCCUCCUUCCGCAGCCAUGUAGGAACACCCAGACUGAGAAGGACCCCUGGGGCCGCAGGCACACAUCCUGCACAGACACCACUUACUGAUCACACUGCAACAAGUUGCUCCUCUGCGACUACAACCUCUGCUGCCUCUGUGAUUGUAGCAGUGGUCGAAGGGCGUGGUUUGGCCAGGGGAGAGAUCGGCAUGGCCAGUCUCAACUUGAAAUGUCCAGAGCUUGUACUUUGUCAGUUUGCAGACACUGGGACGUAUGCCAAGGUCAUAAACAAGAUUCACAUCCUGGUGCCACUGGAGAUACUGAUGCCAGACACGGCGAGUGAGAAGGGAAAAGGGACCAAGCUGUUCAAACUCAUCACUGAGAACUUCCCGUGUGUUGCUUUCACUGCGAUCCAAAGGAAGUAUUUCAAUGAGAGAAAGGGACUGGAGUACAUUCAGCAGCUGUGCGCUCCAGAAUUUGGCACCGUCCUCAUGGAAGUGCAAGCUAAAUAUUAUUGCCUGGCAGCUGCAGCUGCUUUGCUGAAAUACUUAGAGUUCAUCCAGAACUCUGUCUAUGCUGCCAAGUCUCUUAAAGUGAGCUUUAAAGGGAGUGAGCAGACGACCAUGAUAGACUCAGCAUCUGCCACCAACUUGGAGCUGGUGGUCAAUAACAGAGACCACAGGAGCGAACAUUCUCUUUUAGGAGUGCUUAACCACACAAAAACCCCUGGUGGUGCUAGAAGACUACGCUCCAACAUUCUUGAGCCUCUGGUCGAUGUGGACACCAUUAACAUACGACUGGACGCUGUACAUGAGCUAUUACAGGACGAGGAUAUCUUCUUUGGCCUGAAAAAUGCCAUCGGUCAUUUCCUUGACAUUGACCAGCUGCUCUCGGUUCUCGUCCAAAUCCCAAAGCAGGAAACGGUUCAGGUUGCUGAGGCAAAGAUCACACAUGUCAUUCAGCUGAAACACACAUUGGAUCUGGUGCCAAGGUUAAGGAUGGUGUUGAAGAACUGCAACACAGCUCUACUUAAAGCCUACAGCACCUCGCUGGAAGACACCAGGUUUGACUUGAUCCUAGAGCAGAUCAAGACAGUGAUUAAUGACGACACGACCUACCUGAAGGGGAGUCUGAACAUGCGCACUCAGAAGUGUUACGCCGUGCGACCAAAUGUCAACGAGUUCCUCGACAUUGCCCGCAGAGCCUACACUGAGAUAGUGGACGACAUUGCCGGGCUAGUGAACCAAAUGGGGGAGAAAUACGGCUUUCCAAUGCGAACCAGCUUCAGCACAGCUCGAGGAUUCUUCAUCCAGAUGAAGCUUGAAGGUGUGGUUCUGCCUGGAGGGAACCUGCCUCCAGAGUUCAUCAAGGUAUCCAAGCACAAGAACAACUACGGCUUCACCACUGCAGACCUGGUGAAGAUGAACGACCGCUGCGAGGAGGCCCUGAGGGAGAUCUUUCACAUUUCUUAUGUGGUGAUAUGUCAACUGCUGAGCACCGUCCACGAGCACAUCCACUGCCUGUACAAGCUCUCUGAUGCUGUCUCCAUGCUGGACAUGCUGCUGUCACUGGCUAGCGCAUGCACCAUCUCAGACUAUGUGCGUCCAGAGUUCACAGACACUCUGGCAAUAAAGCAGGGUCGUCACCCCAUACUGGAGCGAAUGGCUGGACAGCAGCCGGUAUCGAACAAUAGCUACAUCUCAGAGGGCAGCAACUUUGUCAUCAUCACUGGACCCAACAUGAGUGGCAAGUCCACCUACCUCAAACAGGUGGCGCUGUGUCAGAUCAUGGCUCAAAUAGGAUCUUUUGUUCCAGCUGACUACGCCUCUUUUCGUGUUGCUGAUCAGAUUUUUACCAGAAUUGGUGUCGACGAUGAUUUUGAAACUAACUCUUCCACCUUCAUGUUGGAAAUGAAGGAAAUCUCUUACAUCAUCCACAAUGCAAGUGACAGGUCCCUGAUCAUCAUAGAUGAGUUGGGACGUGGUACCGGUGCUGAAGAGGGCAUAGGCCUCUGUCACUCAGUGUGUGAGUUCCUCCUCGGUCUCAAGGCGUUCACCCUGUUUGCCACGCACUUUCUUGAGCUGUGUCAACUGGAGUCUCUUUACCCAAACGUGGAAAACCAGCACAUGGAGGUUCAGCACACGCGCAGUGUUAACAAUGACGAUGAGAGUGUGGUGUACACGUAUCUGCUGAGUCGAGGAUGCUCGGAGGAAAGACACUAUGGUCUGAGAGCAGCUGAAAUGACUGCCCUCCCUUUAAGUUUAAUCCAAGAGGCAAAGAUAAUAGCCUCUAAUGUCAGCCAGCAGCUUUUGGCCAAACAUCAUAGUGAUCCAGAAACACAGAGGCAGAGAGCUGUGUACCACCUGGCCACUCGCCUCCUGCAGGCUGCCAGGAACUCCAGACUGGACCCAGACAGCCUGCGCAUGUAUCUGAAAGGCCUGAGGAAGCAGUUUGAGGCAGAGCUGCAGGCCGCAGGGCAGCCAGAGUCCAUGGACGCAGAGGAGGAGUGACUG
Messenger RNA from Pleuronectes platessa (European plaice), 2498 nucleotides. It is a transcript of the gene msh4, whose product is annotated as mutS homolog 4. NCBI's taxonomy places the organism in Eukaryota, Metazoa, Chordata, Actinopteri, Pleuronectiformes, Pleuronectidae. Gene Ontology annotation, biological process: reciprocal meiotic recombination; mismatch repair. The record is from RefSeq and is a predicted model, not a curated record. Gene Ontology annotation, cellular component: nucleus. The coding region runs from base 195 to 2495 and encodes 766 amino acids. The transcript has 19 exons. Gene Ontology annotation, molecular function: mismatched DNA binding; ATP-dependent DNA damage sensor activity; ATP binding.